CUUCAGGCCAUUUAUAUGAACGCUUUUUAAGAAUUAUGAUGCUUUCUGUCCUACGUCAUACAAAAACACCAGUUAAAUUUUGGUUUUUGAAAAACUAUCUCUCACCAACAUUUAAGGAUGUUAUUCCUCACAUGGCUAAAAAGUUCGGGUUCAAGUAUGAGUUGGUACAGUAUAAGUGGCCCCGCUGGCUUCAUCAACAGACAGAAAAACAAAGAAUUAUCUGGGGCUACAAAAUUCUUUUUCUGGAUGUUCUUUUCCCUUUGGCUGUGGAUAAAAUCAUAUUUGUCGAUGCUGACCAGAUUGUGAGAAGUGACCUAAAAGACCUCAGAGAUCUCGAUCUAAAUGGAGCUCCCUAUGGGUACACACCUUUCUGUGACAGCCGUAAAGAAAUGGAUGGGUACCGCUUCUGGAAAUCGGGGUACUGGGCGUCACAUCUCGGGAAAAGGAAAUACCACAUUAGUGCCUUGUACGUUGUGGAUCUUAAGAAGUUCAGGAAGAUUGCAGCUGGGGACAGGCUGCGGGGCCAGUACCAGGCUCUCAGUCAAGAUCCCAACAGUCUGUCAAAUCUAGACCAGGAUCUUCCCAACAACAUGAUUCAUCAAGUGGCUAUUAAGUCUCUUCCUCAGGAAUGGCUUUGGUGUGAAACCUGGUGUGACGAUGAAUCCAAGAAAAAGGCUAAAACGAUAGACUUGUGCAACAACCCCCAAACCAAAGAACCAAAAUUGAAGGCUGCUGCCCGGAUAGUUCCCGAAUGGGUUGACUAUGACUCCGAGAUACAAAAGUUCAUACAUCAAAUUGGAAAAGAGAAGAAAAAUCCAACCUCAUUAAUUCAAAAAGGCCUUAAGCACGAUGAACUUUAG
Mesitornis unicolor (brown roatelo) is the source of this 860-nucleotide messenger RNA. It is a transcript of the gene UGGT2, whose product is annotated as UDP-glucose glycoprotein glucosyltransferase 2. NCBI's taxonomy places the organism in Eukaryota, Metazoa, Chordata, Aves, Mesitornithiformes, Mesitornithidae. Gene Ontology annotation, cellular component: endoplasmic reticulum. The transcript is spliced from 8 exons. The record is from RefSeq and is a predicted model, not a curated record. Gene Ontology annotation, molecular function: UDP-glucose:glycoprotein glucosyltransferase activity. The coding region runs from base 36 to 860 and encodes 274 amino acids.